ACGCUGGGUGGGUGUAGGUGCCUGCUGGAGCCGCUCAAACCCUGGGAACGCGAUCAAGACUGCAGCCCAACUUUCUCAUCCGUUUUCCCCGUCCCACAGACGUGCUUUGCUCCCACUCGGCGAACUCCUCUUAAAAGCCGCGGGACUUUUCCUCGAAGCGUCCCACUCGGAGCAGAUCGCGCGCGCAGGUGGAGAGGAUGAUGGCGAGCGAACCGGCGCGACGCAGCCGGACGCGAGCGGAGCUUCUGUUCUGGCCGCUGCUGGUGACGUGCUGCCCUUCGGUUUGGGCCCAGGAGCUGCCGAGCAACGGGCUGAACGGGUACAGCCUGCACCCGCCUUACUUCAACCUGGCGGAGGGCACCAAGAUCACCGCCACGGCGACCUGCGGGCUGGACGACACCGGCCGAACCGUACGGGACCUGUACUGCAAGCUGGUGGGAGGCCCGGUGUCCGGAGACCCGAGCCAGACUAUCCAGGGCCAGUACUGUGACGUCUGUAGCCAGGGCGAUAGCGACCGCGCCCAUCCCAUCACCAACGCCAUAGAUGGUACCGAGCGGUGGUGGCAGAGCCCACCUCUGUCCCGCAGCACUGAGUACAACGAGGUGAACGUCACCCUGGACCUUGGACAGCUCUUCCACGUGGCCUAUGUGCUGAUCAAGUUUGCCAAUUCUCCCCGUCCAGACCUUUGGGUUCUGGAAAGAUCCACAGACUUCGGCCUGACCUACCAGCCCUGGCAAUACUUUGCCUCCUCUAAGAGAGACUGUAUCGAGCGUUUUGGACAGAGGACCAUCCAGAGAAUCAAUAGUGACGAUGACAUCAUCUGCACCACUGAGUACUCCCGCAUAGUCCCACUUGAAAAUGGAGAGAUUGUGGUGUCCUUGGUGAACGGUCGUCCAGGGGCCUUAAACUUCUCCUACUCACCAGUACUGAGGGACUUCACCAAGGCCACCAACAUCAGGCUCCGCUUCCUGAGAACCAACACGCUGCUGGGACAUCUGAUGGGCAAAGCGCUUCGUGACCCCACUGUCACACGCAGGUAUUAUUACAGUAUCAAAGACAUCAGUAUCGGAGGGCGCUGUGUGUGUAACGGACACGCUGAGGCUUGUGAUGCCAAGGAUCCCAACGACCCCUACAAGUUGCAGUGUGACUGUCAGCACAACACAUGUGGUGUGUCAUGUGACCAGUGUUGCCCUGGAUACAAUCAGUUGCCAUGGAAACCAGCAACGACCUACAGUGCCAACGAAUGUGAACCUUGUAACUGUCACCGUCACUCGUUUGAUUGUUACUAUGACCCCGAUGUGGAUCAGAGGAGAGGCAGCAUCGAUGUCAACGGACACCACAGAGGUGGAGGCGUCUGCCUCAACUGCCAGCAUCACACGACUGGAGUCAACUGUGAGCGCUGCAUCCCCACCUACUACAGAUCCCCUCACCACUCGAUUGACUCCCCGCUGGCCUGCUCACCCUGUGACUGUCAGUCGGAGUUUACAGACGGCACAUGCGAGGAUGUGACUGGCCGCUGUUUCUGUAAACCCAAUUACACUGGGGAAAACUGUGGCUCCUGCGCCAGCGGCUUCAUCAACUUUCCUGAGUGCUACCCUAUCCCCAUCUACAACAACAACAACAGUGAGGCCAAGCCAGCAGGAGAGAUCAUCAACUGUGAGUGCAGCGCACCAGGUACCGUGGAGAACUCGUGCAGGCCGGACCCCCGGACCCACACCUGCAUCUGUAAACCUGGGUUCAGUGGUGACCACUGUGACGCCUGCGCUCCUGGUUUCUACGGACCCAACUGUCAGGCCUGUCAGUGUUUAGGUCCUGGCUGCCUUGACGGUUCCUGUGACCUGGUGACGGGCCAUGGUGUUUGUCGUAGCGGUUUCCAAGGUUACGAGUGUGACCAGUGUGCACCGGGUUACUUCAACUACCCACUCUGCCAGUUGUGCGGCUGCAGCUCGGUGGGCUCCCUCCACGACAGCUGUGACGUUUCCGGUCGCUGCCUGUGUAAGCCAGAGUUUCAGGGUCCUCGAUGUGAACAGUGCAGAUCAGGCUUCCACUCGUACCCUAACUGUCAAGUGUGUGCGUGUGACACUCGCACCUCAGUGGACAGCGUCUGCACGGCGUCGGGCCACUGCCACUGCCGACCCAGAUACAGCGGAGCAGCAUGCGAUCAGUGUGCCCCUGGCUACUACAGUUACCCAAGCUGCACGCCGUGUCAGUGUUCUACAGAAGGUUCUCACUACAGCAGCUGCGACCAGGUGACAGGACAGUGUGUGUGUCUGCCUCACGUGGUGGGACUGAGGUGCGACAGCUGUGCACACGGCUCCCAUGGUUUCCCCAACUGCCACGCUGGCUCGUGUCACCCUGCUGGUUCUGUUCAGGUGGUGGGACAGCGUCCUGUGGGAGAAUGCGAGUGUCGUCAUCACGUAGAGGGCCCUGCCUGUGACAGAUGUAAACCUCUGUACUGGAACCUGUCCCCAGACUCUGCUGAGGGAUGCACAAACUGUGAGUGUAACAUUGCGGGGACAGUGAGUGGGGUCGCAGAGUGUGCACAGGAAACGGGUCAGUGCUUCUGUAAAGCCAACACAUGCAGUGGGACCUGCUCCACCUGUAAAGACGGCUACUACAACCUGCAGGAACACGACUACUUGGGCUGCCAGGGGUGCCAGUGUGACAUCGGGGGUUCGGCAGGUCAGUCUUGCGGAGAGAGGAAUGGCCGCUGUCGCUGCAGACCCAAUGUGGAGGGACCAAAGUGUAACCUACCUCGUUCAGAUCAUUACUUCCCUGACCUCCAUCAUCUGAAGUUUGAAGUUGAAGAGGGGACCACGCUGGACGGGCGCCCCGUUCGCUUCGGCUACAGCACUCAGGAGUUCCCAGGCUUCAGCUGGAGAGGUUACGCUCAGAUGUCUCCCAUCCAGUCAAAGGUGUUGGUGUCAGUGUCGGUCAGCUCUCCAGACCUCUUCCAUGUGGUGCUUCACUACAUUAACCCCGGAGGUUCAGAUGUCCGUGGCAGGUUACUGGUCAUAGACGACAGCUGGAACUACUACUGUGGUAACUGUUCUGAACAGUCCAAACAGAUCAUCUUUGCUCCCAGUGUGGAGCCAACAUUCGUCAACGUUCCCCAGAAUAAUUUUGUGGAACCUUUUGUUCUGAACCCGGGAACGUGGACUGUGGUUAUAGAGGCUGAGGGCGUCUCCUUGGAUUACUUGGUCCUGCUGCCCAGUGCCUACUAUGAAGCUCCCAUCCUGCAGAUCCGAGUGACGGAGCCCUGCACCUACAGCUCAGUGCCGGACACCAAUCAGAACUGUCUGCUGUACAGGUAUCUGUCUCUAGACUCCUUUCCUUUCAUCUCUGGCAAUGAUGCCAACUGCCGCAGCGAUAACCAUCUGCCUCGCCCCUGCCCCACUGAGAAGGUGACCCCGCGCCAUCCUGACAUGGCAGUCUGUAGUGGCCACGAUAUUAGCAUCGAGCUGCGCCACAGAGUGUCAGCUCCGGGUGACUACGUUGUGGUGGUUGAGUACGCCAGCGAGGAAGAGUUCCCUCAAACUCUGUCUGUGGCCGUCAACGCGCCGAGAGCACGAUCACAUCAUCGCGUCACCCUGCUGCACUGCAAGUACAGCUUCCUGUGUCGCGUUGUGGCUGUUGACGUACACAACAGAGUAGCCAUCUUCUCUCUUCCUGCUGACACGGAGCUGCAGCUCAUCUCAGACCAGGCUUCCUUUUUUUUGCACAAAGUGUACUUGGUGCCUAAGGAACAGUUUGCUAUGGAGUAUGUGGAGCCUAGAGUCUACUGCAUCAGCGCUCAUGGGCAGUUUUCCCCUGAUAGUUCGUCCUGUGUCCCGUCGCGCUUCCAGACCCCGUCAGACUCGCUGGUUCUGAAGGAAGGCCAGAGCUCCUCCAUGCAGGAGCUUAUCAUGGCUCCUCCUCCCUCACAGCAGAGCGCCAGGCAGGCGUGGACCGGAGGGGACCGACCUCCACACGGAGCAGACAACAGCGACCACGUCAGGCUGGACUCACUGCAGAAUGCAGCAGUGUACUCGACCCGGGUCCACACCCUGGGCCGUUACGUCUUCAUCUUCCACUAUCAUCAGCCCCUCCACCCCACCUUCCACGUGCAGGUUUACAUCAACGGAGGGCGCAUCUGGCACGGUCACACCAACGCCUCCUUCUGCCCGCAUGCUUAUGGCUGCCGUAAUGUACUGGUCUCUGAGAACCAGAUCAUUUUAGACGUGACCGACCAUGAAGUGUUCCUCACCGUGCAGAUACCUGCAGCCAGGACCCUGUGGCUCGAUUAUGUGCUGGUUGUGCCUGAGUCGAGCUACAGCUCAAGUUACCUGAACGAAGAGCCUCUGGACAAAUCGUAUGACUUCAUCAGCAACUGUGGCCAAAACAGCUUCUACAUCAAUCCCGCCACCGCCUCCCCAGUCUGCCUCAGCUCGGCUGUGUCGCUGUCGGCUUUCUUCAAUAACGGAGCGCUGCCCUGCGCCUGCCAUGAGGUCGGCGCUGAGAGCGACACCUGCGAGCCGUUUGGUGGCCAGUGUCGCUGUCGGCCGUACGUGAUCGGUCGAGACUGCUCCAUGUGCGCCACGGGCUUCUGGGGAUUCCCCAACUGCAGACCCUGUAACUGCGGCACACGGUUGUGUGAACCCGUGACUGGUGACUGCAUCUGUCCUCCGAGGACGCUGCGCCCCGAGUGCACUCAGUGUGAGCCCCAGACCUUUGGCUGCCACCCGGUGGUGGGCUGUGAGGUCUGCAACUGCUCCCGACCCGGCGUGCUCGUCCCCGAGGGCAGCUGUGACACGCUCAGCGGCCAGUGCAGAUGUAAGAACAACAUUGUUGGGCGUCAGUGUGAUCGCUGUGCUCCUGGUUUCUAUGGUUACCCAAACUGUCGGCCGUGUAACUGCAACGAUGCUGGAACUGAGGAGGGAGUGUGCGAUGCUUUCACAGGACAGUGUUUGUGCAAGGAGAAUGUCCAGGGUUCUCACUGUGACCAGUGCAAAGCUGGUACGUUCCACUUGGACCCGACCAACCCCAAAGGCUGCACCAGCUGCUUCUGUUUCGGGGCGACCGACCGCUGCCGCAGCUCUGACAAGAGGCGCACGGAGAUCAUGGACAUGGAGGGUUGGGUCUUGCUGGGAGCAGACCGACAGGAAGUACUGGUAACUGUGUAUCCUGGUCAAGACCUUGUGGAGGCUGACCUGAGUGACGUACCUGAUGUCUACCAGGAUCUCCACUGGCACGCACCAAAAGCAUACCUGGGAGACAAAGUCUCAUCCUAUGGGGGUAAUCUGAGGUACCGGCUCCACACUCAGACCAUGAGAGGCGACGCGUUCCCACUGCCAGCGGAAGCCUCCAGGCCAGACAUCAUCCUCAAGGGAAACCAGAUGACCCUGGUGUUCCUAGAGAGAGAGUACUCGUCACCCGAGAAGCCUCAUCUAGGAAUAGUUCAUAUGGUGGAGGGAAGCUUUCGUCAUGCUCAGACCGGGAACCAGGUGUCACGUGAGGAGUUGAUGAUGGUUCUGGUUGGCCUGGAGUCUUUGCAGAUCAGAGCUCUGCACUCCCAGUCCGCCCAUGCGGUGUCGCUUCGUGGUGCGGUGCUGGAAGGUGCCGAGAUCUUGCCCUCUGGUCGCCAUGCCAACAAUGUGGAGAUCUGCAUGUGUCCCGCCAACUACCUGGGAGACUCGUGUCAGAAAUGUGCACCGGGCUACUAUAGAGACACUAUUGGCCUGUUUCUGGGGAAGUGUGUUCCCUGCAGCUGUAAUGGACACUCUGAUCACUGUCUGGACGGAUCAGGAAUCUGCAAGAACUGUCAACAUAACACAAUUGGUGACCACUGUGAAAGAUGCCAGGGUGGUUUCCUUGGCAACAACAGUCUUGAUGGACAGGCAGUGUCCUGCUCCAGCUGCCCCUGCCCCCUUAGGGUCCCGUCCAACAAUUUUGCAGAGGGUUGUUUGCAGAAAAAUGACAGGAUGCAGUGUCUGUGCAUGCCGGGUUAUGCUGGCCCUCACUGUGAAAGAUGCGCCCCUGGUUUCUAUGGCAACCCCAUGGUGCUCGGCAGCAGUUGUCAGCUGUGCCAUUGCAACGACAACACGGACCCCAACAUGCUGUUCAUAGAUUGUCACCCUCUAACCGGAGAGUGUCUGAGCUGCAUGCACAACACAGCUGGACCUCACUGUGACAUCUGCGCACCAGGUUACUAUGGCGAUGCCAUCACUGCCAAAAACUGCACCAAAUGUGACUGCUCUCUAUGUGGCACUGAGUCAUGUGACCCUCACACUGGACGCUGUCUCUGUAAGCCAGGAGUCACCGGAGCCCAUUGCGAUCGCUGCAGGGACGGCUCAUUUGGGUUCGACUCGUGCACGGGCUGUCGUCAGUGCGACUGCAAUGCCUCUGCAGCGCUGGUCCAGCCGUGCGACCCCAGGAGUGGUCAGUGUGCUUGCCAGCCCGGAACCAAUGGUCCCAGCUGCAAACAUUGUGCACCGGGAUACUGGGACUACGGACGCAAUGGAUGCAAGAAGUGUAACUGUAGAGGAGGUCAGUGUGACCCUCGCACAGGAGAGUGUCGCUGUCCUGACGGGAUGACGGGAAAACAGUGCGACAGCUGCCUCCAGAAAUACAGUGUUCCUGUAGAGCACCACCAUGAAAUGCACUGUGAACCGUGUGACAGUUGUGUCAUCGUCUUGUUGACGGAUCUCGAAAAGCUGGACGGUGAAUUUCACCUAGCGGCCAGUCAGCUGCACAGCCUUAAUGCCAGCUCAAUGGCCUGGGCUCAGCUCCGCAAUCUCAACACGUUUGUGGAGGACAUCGCUAGAGCCAUAGAGAACUACAACAGUACCCUGGAUGAGAGCAGCAGUCGAGCUGACACUCUGGAUGGUGACAUUACAACUAUCAGUGACGACAUUGAUCAACUGCAGGACAAGGCAGAAGCGAUGGCUAACAGGGCUGAUGACCUGAGUAACCGGACCACUGACACACACCUAAGGGCACAAAACCUGCUGUCCUUCAUCAGCAACGUAACCAUGGACAUAAACGAGAUGUUGCUGAUGGCAAACAGAUCGUCACAGAAUGACACCGAGGAUGAAGAGGACAGCGAUAAACGGGAGUCGAUGAUGAGGCAGGCCCAGGCCAUGCUGAGGGAGAUGAGGUACCGGAGCUGUGCAGGACAGAAGAAACUGGCCGACAAAGAGAAAAUGGAAGCAGAAAAAUUGUUGGAUCGUGUUACCAAGGAGCUAGCAAGCCGCCAAGAAGAGAACAAUGACUUGGCCAAGGCCAUCAGAGAUCGUCUGGUCCAGUUUCACUCGGACAUGAUGGACCUUCGAGAUGCCCUUAAUGAAGCAGUAAACAACACGGCCACAGCUGCUGAGAUCAACAGUAUCAACGAGAAAAGCCUGGAGGACGCGAAGAGGAGCAUAGAAGAUUUGCUGUCCAAGCAGAAGGAGGUGAAUGACCAGCUAAAUAUGGCAGAAGAGGACAUUGCUCAGGUCAACGACGUUCUGACGAUGCUACACGACACCAAAGAGGAGUAUGAGAAGUUGGCCGCCCAGCUGGACGGCGCCAGGGGGCCGCUCGCCAAGAAGGUGCAAAACUUUUCUGGGAUGAAUAACACAAAACAUCUGGUGGAGAUGGCUGAGGAACACGCUGAAAUGCUCAACGCUUUAGCCAUGAACCUGUCCAGUUUGAUUGCAGAAACCAAGAAGGACGGAACUGUAGAUGUGACACAAGCCUACAACAAAAUCAUCAGCAGCAUCGAGGAGGCAGAGGCGGCAGCCAAGAUGGCCGACAAGGCUGCCAACGCGUCUCUGGAGAACAUAAAGGACCAAGAUUUAGCUCAGAUUGCUGAGUCUUUGAGGAAUCGCAGCAUGGAGCUGAAGGAUGAAGCUGAAAACCUGGAUGAUGAACUUAAUGAUCUGAAACCUCAGCUGGAAGAUGCUCAGCGACAGCUGAUUGAAACCAAGAACAAACAGGCUCAGGUGAAGAAGAACCUGAACGCAAUCCAGAACAAUCUCAGCAUCACUACAAAUGUGAGUCUAGAGAUUGACGAGGCGAAGCAAACAGCUGAGUUGGCAAACACCACAGCCACCCAGGUCAACGAUGCCCUGAAGCCCAUUAAAGAACAGCUGGACCAGUGGCAGCAGACCUACAGGGACACUAACAUCACCAACGAUGACAUCAGCAAGGCUCUAAUGGAGGCCAACAAAACUGUACAAGAGCUGGCUACCUCUAUUCCUACGCUCCUAACAAAGCUGGACCAACUACAGAAUCAGUCCAUUCAGAUGCCGAACAUCUCUGAAAACAUCAACCGUAUCAGACAGCUCAUACAACAAGCGCGCAACACUGCCAGCAAGGUUAGCGUGUCUAUGAAAUUCAACGGGGCGUCUGCGGUCCAGGUUCGCACGCCUCGCAACGUUGCUGACCUGGCUGCCUACACCUCUCUGAAGUUCUACAUCACUCUGUCUGCACCGGCCACGCAAGCCAACAACAGCCAGUUCGUUUUCUACCUUGGUAACAAGGAUUCCAGUAAGGAAUACCUGGGCAUGGCGUUGGAGGGGAAGCGGCUCCGUUGGUACUUUAAUGUCGGAGGAGAAACUGCUGAUGUGCAAAUGCCUGAAGAUGUCCUGACGAAUGAGAAGUUUAACAGUGUAGUGCUGGAAAGAAUCCUUCAGUACGGACAAAUGUCCAUGUCAUCAGAAGUUAGUGGUGGGGGACAAAGUGUCACCAAAGCCAACGUGGAGGCUGUAGGAGACCAGGGGCUGCUGAACCUUUUGACUGACGAUACCGUGUUCUACGUUGGAGGUUACCCAAGCUCAUUCACACCCCCUUCCCCACUCGCGCUGCCUUACUUCACAGGCUGCAUGGAACUAGACACCUUAAAUGAGGAGGUGCUCAGUCUGUACAACUUUGAAAACAUCUUCAAUCUCAACACCACAAUAGAAAAACCUUGUGGCAGAUCAAAGCCGGUGUUGAGUCAGCCCUGGGUCAAUGAUGCAGCGUACUUCGAUGGCAGUGGCUUCGCCGAGAUCGACUAUUCUGUUUAUCAGGAUCAGAGAAGCACUGCUCAGCGGUUUGAACAGGAAGUUAAACUUCUCUCAGACAAAGGAAUCCUGCUCCUGCUGCAGAACGAGAAUCAGUUCCUGUGUCUGGCUGUGCUUAAAGGCAGAUUGAAGGUUUUCUAUGAUUUCACUGGUGACAUGAUGGAGCUGGAGAACACACCAGAUCUAAAGGUCAACGAUGCCGAACCUAGAACUAUGGGCGUUAUCAUAGUGCGUUCAAGCCCGAUGCGCCUUGUAGUCAGAAGCGUCCGCGACAUCCUUUACAACCAGCAGUUCCCUGACAUCCCUGUGUUCAGCAGUGUCUACUACCUGGGAGGAGUCCCACAGGGCCAGAUGCCUGAAAAGCUGAAGGCGCUGUUUCCUAAGCAGGGCUCUCUGAAGGGCUGCUUCAGGAACAUUAAGGUCUCCAGCUCCCAUGUAGACCUGAAGACCAUGAAAAGCUCCGGUGUCAGUUUCGGCUGUGAUGGUGAUCUGCUGGUGGCUCGUGAGGCUCAUUUCACAGGUCAGAGCUACCUGGACUUCAAUCUGACCAACAUCCCCAGCAUCAGCAACAAUUUCUACGCCAGCUUCAGCUUCCGAACAGGCCAGAAGGAAGGACUCCUGUUCUACCAUCAUGAUCAGGAAGGAUUAUGUCAGAUGUUUUUGGACAAGGGUUAUGUUGUGGUGAGAGCUGGCAACGAUGCGGUUAGGACACAGAAGACGUACAAUGACGACAACAGCCACAACAUCGCCAUUUACACCAACAUCAAUGGGAUACGUCUGUACGUUGAUGACGUCCUGGAGAAAGUGCAGACCGUUGCUGCAGUCAGCACAGGCCAUGACAGAAGCUUGCAAGGCCUCACCUUCCUGGGAGGAAUGCCCAGCGACAGCCUCAAGAACCUCACCGGAUGUAUCAGCAACGUGUUCAUCAGGAGAGAUAAAAGUCCUCAGAUGGUUCUAAACCUGCUGAAUGCUGAUGAGAAUGUUGACGUGCCGCUGACGUGUCCUACUGCCAAAAAACCUCAGCAGAUUGUUGCUGCUCGUCCCAGAAGCGGCAGCAAACCCAAGGGUAAGCAGAAGAAGCCCUUGAGAUCUCAGAGUCGUAACAUCAGGGGGUCGUGUCAGGCCGAGCUGUCGGACCAGGAGACUGGUGCAACACAUUUUAGUGGCUCCACACUCAGCUACGAGAGAUUCGACUCUCUGCCCAGGUCACUGACCCACAUCUCCAUGGCAGUGAAGAUCAACUCCUCUGAUGGUUUCCUACUGUAUGUGCCAGGCAGCAAACCCAGCAGAGCUGCGAUGUCACUCAGCGUGUCAGGCGGCCACCUGCUGCUUUUGGUGGGUGGAGGGCAAAGGAAGGUCAGCCUGCGAAGCCGCAAGAAGCAUGACGACAACCAUUGGCACACGGUGUUUAUAAAGCGGGAAGGAGACAGGAUCAGUCUGGUCGUGGAUGGGAUCAGCGCUCAGUCUAAGAGAAUCCUGGGAGACCUGACUCACCUCACUGGACCGUUGUAUGUCGGCGGAGUCCCACCCUCACAGGCCCCAGGUUCUGGUGGAUUUGUGGGUUGCAUCAGGAACCUGACCCUGAACAAAGACCUUGCAGGAGUCCCUGAUUAUAGUCAGGGGACGGUGCCGUGCUACCGGAGCCCACUGCAGCCUGGAGUGUACUUCGCUGCCCAUGGAGGGAUCAUUGCGAUAGAAGAGCCUUUGGUUUUGACUCGAGAUCUUGAGAUCCAGCUGGAGGUUCGACCUGUCUCUGACUCUGGACUGCUGUUGCAUGCUGGGACAUCACCUGGACAACACCUGACCCUGGUCUUCAGGCAGAGAGAAGUGAUGGUUUCAGUAAGCAGUGGCAAACAUGAGCUGACGGUCUCGGUUACCUCUGGAGACUCUCUGUGCAACGGGCACUGGCACACAAUCACCGUGGUGAAGAAAAACAAUGUUGUGGAGCUCCGUGUGGAUGCAGCCAGUCAACAGAAGGUUGGGCCAAAACAGGGUCGCUCAGCAGUGGUCAAAGAGAUCGUUUACCUUGGGGGGUUACCUGACGGUGUUGUCGUUCCACAUCUACCUGGCAACAUGCCAGCCUUUCAUGGCUGCAUCCGCAAAGCAACGGUCAACCAAAGAGCAGCCGUGUUGUCCAGACCCCUGGCAGUGCACGGAGCCGUGGGGACACAGGGCUGCCCACACAUGUAAACCCAGCACACAGUCUUAGCCUCAUGUCCCCCAGCUACACAAUACUGGUGGUGGGUGUCUUGUUACUGUAGCUUAUUUAAAAUCUAUUAAUAUUUAUUUGCAUUUUCAAUAUUUGUAUUUACUUUAAUAUUACUGGUUUGAUUUGUGCUACAACAAUGAAAAUUGUCUCCAUGUAAGAGAUUCACUGAUGCAAGUAGCUGGUACAUGAUAUAAUUUAGUUAUAAAAGUUAUUCAUAAAAGAUCCAACAAUGACAGACACACUUCCUUUUUCAAAAUAAAUGUUAACUUGUUUUUUGGGUUAAAAACCAAAUGUAAAACGGAGCGGUUGUUAUUAGUACAUAGUCACACAGACCCUAAUCAAUUAUCUUGGAACAUAUGGUUUUCUACAGGUGUUAAUCAUCAACUUUUGUAUUGACGCUCAAUUUAUACCUAUUAGUCAGCAUCCAGAUCAUAGUGAGUUUUUUUGGUAAACUUCAAUUCAAGGGUGCUACCAUUUGAAAGCCUCUUAACAGGUGUCACCUCAAGUCCAGGUUGCAGGAGCAACAUUAAACAUUACAGACAGGGUUCAUUCACCUUUUUAUAAUUUUCUCAUGGAAUGUGUAAGCUGUCCUUCUUUAUCACUCCCUGUCCCAUGUGUAUUUCAAAAUAAAGUCUUCUCCCCAUAUACAAACUGA
Molecule: messenger RNA, 11887 nt
Organism: Betta splendens (Siamese fighting fish)
Lineage: Eukaryota; Metazoa; Chordata; Actinopteri; Anabantiformes; Osphronemidae
Gene: lama5
Product: laminin, alpha 5
Exons: 80
Coding region: 198-11213 (3671 amino acids)
Biological process (GO): regulation of embryonic development; axon guidance; regulation of cell migration
Cellular component (GO): basement membrane
Molecular function (GO): signaling receptor binding
Source: RefSeq, a predicted model, not a curated record